UCUAGUGGACGGUUCUUCAGAAACAGCUCGUUAACCACCUCUGUAGCUUGUUAGCCAACAUAGCCGAAAUAUUCAAGCUAUUUAUACGCUUUCGAUGUAUAUUAGCUACUGUGUUUUAGACACACUUCUGUCGUAUCUACUUGUUAACCUAUUUAAUUUAAUAUUUCAUUAUUUUGUAUUAGUCAGCUAUAGUAGCUGGCUGGUUAAGUUAGCACUAGCCUUGUCGCUAAUGGUAGCUAGCUAACAUCCCCGAACAUGAGCUCCCUAAACUACUCCCCUCCUGUUAAAGAAGAGGAGGUCUGCUGUAUGGAGAAAGAAGCUUUGGGGCUGAACAUUGUCUUGAAAGAGGAGAAGGAAGAGGAGGAUGUCACAGUAAAACAAGUAGAGGGUGAGGCUGUUACAGUGAAGGAAGAAGAGAAAGACGUGUUCAGAGUGAAGGGGGAGGAGGAUGUUACUGUGAAAGAAGAGGAGGAUGUUACUCUGAAAGAAGAGGAGGAAGAGUAUGCCGUUUUCGGAGUGAAGAAGGAAGGAGAGAUUACUGUCACAUUGAAAGCUGAAGUGGUAGAGAUAGGAGAUCUGAGUAACACCAAGGAGAGGCAAAACGGAUCAGAGGACCAAUACGCGGCGUGGAGAGAAACCAGACUCUCACUCUGACAGCAGGAAGAGUCCUUCAGGGGAACCAGACCCAGAGACGACCAAACCAGCGAGGCAACAGCACUGCCCCCACUGUGAAAAUAGUUUUUGCUGGUUAAGGAACCUAAAACUGCAUGAGAGGACACACACAGGAGAAAAGCCUAUCCAAUGUUCCCAGUGUGAUAAGAGUUCUACCAUGUUAACUAACCUGAAAAUGCAUGAGAGAAUACACAGAGGAGAAAAGCAUUUUCUGCUCCCAGUGUAAAAAUAAAAAUAAAAAUUAAAUUAAAUUUAAAAAAGUAAAAAAUGUUCAGGAAUGGAUGGGAGAACUUUCCAGAAGGACAACCAUCUCUGCAGCACUCCACCAAUCAGGCCUUUGUCGUAGAGUGGCCAGAUGACUCCAAAGGAUUUGAAUUUGUUAAAAGUCCAUUUUGAUCCAGAAAUACUAAACCAUGAUUUAGAUUUAUUGCCCCUGAACAGGCAGUUAACCCACUGUUCCUAGGCCAUCAUUGAAAAUAGGAAUUUGUUCUUAACUGACUUGCCUAUUAAAAUAAAGGUAAAAUAAAAUAAAAAAAUAUGCCUCUGGGAUCAAAAUGAUCCAUGUCAGAAGUAUGGUUCAAUGCAAAUGUGUAGUGGGUGUAAAGUUUGUUUUUUAUUUUCUCACUCAUUAAAAACGAAUCAAU
Oncorhynchus gorbuscha (pink salmon) is the source of this 1316-nucleotide messenger RNA. RefSeq names its product zinc finger protein 771-like. The transcript is spliced from 3 exons. Gene Ontology annotation, molecular function: RNA polymerase II cis-regulatory region sequence-specific DNA binding; DNA-binding transcription factor activity, RNA polymerase II-specific. NCBI's taxonomy places the organism in Eukaryota, Metazoa, Chordata, Actinopteri, Salmoniformes, Salmonidae. Gene Ontology annotation, biological process: regulation of DNA-templated transcription. The record is from RefSeq and is a predicted model, not a curated record. The coding region runs from base 256 to 654 and encodes 132 amino acids.